Salvelinus fontinalis (brook trout) is the source of this 2705-nucleotide messenger RNA. RefSeq names its product regulator of G protein signaling 8 (gene rgs8). Lineage: Eukaryota; Metazoa; Chordata; Actinopteri; Salmoniformes; Salmonidae. The coding region runs from base 653 to 1177 and encodes 174 amino acids. The record is from RefSeq and is a predicted model, not a curated record. The transcript has 7 exons.
UCUCUACCUCUCCCUCCCUCUGUUUCUCCCUUUCUCCAUAUUCCCCUCUCCCUAAGCCCGUCUCUGUUUCUCUUUCUCCAACGUUUUCUAACCGAUGAGCAUGCUGUGUGGUUCCUAGCCUCCUACUCAUCACUGCAACUGUAACAGUAACAGCAGAGAUAUCGCCACUCAAGAGGAGUGCCAUCGCAGACAUCUACACACACACAGUCACACACACACCAACGUUGGAUGAACAUCGGCUUAUUCUUCUCAAACGUACGCUGGGGAGGUAGAGAGAGAGAGUGUCCACCUGCGCUCAUCUCAUACACAACAGGGCUAAGAGACACAGCUAUGCGAAGAUAGCGUACCUGAUAACGCUGAUGUCUGAGAGGGCACUCACCUGGGCUACGGUGGUGUGGGAGCAACAGUCCACCGUUUACCUCAGUCUGGAGGAGUUUGUGGCGGAAGUACGAAAAGUGUUAAAUUCUCCAUUGUCCGAGAGAGACUGCUCGUAAUGUUACGCUUGGCGGAGCAGGUGAACCCAAGUGCAGACUCAGACCUUGGAGACAGCGAUAAGAGAACUCCAGCAACCACCAGUGAUCUUAGAGGAGUCCUUGGAUUACUGAAGCUUGACUGACCAUUCUAACAAAACCAAAAGGCAAAGCAACAAACCAUGAAGACCAGACUAGCCUGCCUGUCCAAUAAGUCUGACUCCUACACCGACUUCACUGAGUUCCUGCCCCCUGCCCAAGAUAGGACCACCAGAUGCCUAAAGCUGACAAAAGACGAGGUCAUUCGAUGGGCAGAUUCCUUCGAUGUUCUUCUAUCGCACAAGUAUGGCCUGGCUGCCUUCCGGGCUUUUCUCAAGACGGAGUUCAGCGAUGAGAACAUUGAGUUCUGGAUGGCCUGCGAGGAAUAUAAAAAAAUCAAGACUCCUGCUAAACUGGUGACCAAAGCCAACAAGAUCUACAAUGAGUUUAUCGAUGUCAAGGCUCCCAGAGAAGUAAACAUAGACUUCCGUACACGGGAGGUGACGAGACAGAGCCUUGAGGAGCCCACUCCUUCCAGUCUGAACGAGGUCCAGUCAAGGGUCCACAGCCUCAUGGAGAAAGACUCUUACCCACGAUUCCUCCGCUCCAAGAUCUACCAGGACUUACUCAAAACGCAGUACACACACUGCCAACGGAACUCUGUCUGAAGAACACACACAUCUGCAGCCGCAGAUACAUAUACGCACACUUAAGUGAUAAUGCCGUGAAGCCAGUGUUUGGAGGAUAUAUUGGCACGGGUGUUGCUAGGCCAGAGACAAAGUCGAGGGUCGGCAAACCGUGCCAAUAUAUCCCCUAAUACCAGCUUCUCGGGCAUUAUCACUUUUAUACAACGGGUUAGUGUCAUAGCUGGCGCUCUCCUCAUCCUCGGAUGAGGUGAGGAGAGAAGGAUCUUCUGACCAAUAUGCGGAGUUAGGGAAAUAUGCCAUCUUUAUUAUAAAUUACAACGAUGCAGAUGGCAACACGAAAACAAAACAAAACACUUUCAAAACUACAAAAUAACAAAACGACGUACAACGGAACCUGAACAUAAACUCACAUCAACAAACGUAAACUCACGAACAGGAACGUACAUCAAAACGAACGAACAGCCAAACAGCUCCAAAAGUGAAUACAUCGAACAUAACGAAGACAUCACAGGAGACAAUCACCCACACACAAGCAGUGAAAAUGCCCUACCUAAAUAUGACUCUUGAUUAGAGGAAAAUGCAAACCACCUGCCUCUAAUCAAGAGCCAUACCAGGCAAACCGAAACCAACAUAGAAACAGAUAACAUAGACUGCCCACCCAAAACACAUGCCCUGACCAUAAACACAUAAAAAACAACAUAAAACAGGUCAGGACUGUUACAGUACCCCCCCCUCAAGAUGCGCACGCCGGGCGCACAAGCACAAAGUCCAGGGGAGGGUCCGGGUGGGCAGUUGACCACGGUGGUGGUUCCGGCUCAGGACGCUGUCCCCAUACCACCAUAGUCACUCCCCUCUUCUGUCUACCCCCUCUAAUGACCACCCUAACACUACCCUCCCCUAAAUAAACAGCUAGCACCGGGACAAGGGGCAGCACCGGGACAAGGGGUAGCACCGGGACAAGGGGCAGCACUAGAACAAGGGGCAGCACCUGGAUAAGGGGCAGCACCUGGAUAAGGGGCAGCACCGGGACAAGGGGCAGCACCGGGACAAGGGGCAGCACCGGGACAAGGGGCAGCACCGGGACAAGGGGCAGCACCGGGACAAGGGGCAGCACCGGGACAAGGGGCAGAUCCCAGCUGAAGGACUCUGGCAGGUCCUGGUUGGACGGCUCUGGCAGGUCCAUGCAGGCUGACGGCUCUCGACGCUCAUGGCAGACUGACGGCUCUCUACGCUCAUGGCAGGCUGACGGCUCUCGACGCUCAUGGCAGGCUGACGGCUCUCGACGCUCAUGGCAGGCUGACGGCUCUCGACGCUCAUGGCGCUCUGACGGCUCUCGACGCUCAUGGCGCUCUGACGGCUCUCGACGCUCAUGGCGCUCUGACGGCUCUGGCUGCUCAUGGCUCUCUGACGGCUCUGGCUGCUCAUGGCUCGCUGACGGCUCUGGCUGCUCAUGGCUCGCUGACGGCUCUGGCUGCUCAUGGCUCGCUGGCGGCUCUGGCAGAUCCUGUCUGGUUGGCGGCUCUGGCAGAUCCUGUCUGGUUGGCGGCUC